AUGCAGGGCACUGGUAUGAAACCAACUGAGGACUUUAUCGAGCAUGUAUCGCCCGCAAAUACAAACGACGAUUCCCAGGCGGUUCAUGUUCCUCUAUGGAAAUCGAUGAAGAAAUGGCCCAGAGUCAUCGCGUACAACCUGGCCCUGAGCUCUGCCAUCUUGCUGUAUGGAUAUGAUCUAGUUAUCGUGGGAACUGUCUCAGCGAUGCCAGCGUUCCAGCAUCGCUUUGGAGAGCGACUUGGUGCGAAAUACAUUAUACCAUCGAUGUGGUUAUCGUUGUGGAACGCGGCUAGUCCGAUCGGAAUGAUGAUCGGAGCCAUCUUCGGUGGACAUUUCCAGGAUCGUGGGGGGCGCCGCCUGGCACUCGCGACAGGAAGCUUCCUCUCAGCCAUCGCAGUCGCCAUGUGCUAUGUGGCAGAUCUACCCGACGAUAUGGACUCUCGAAGAGGUUUAUUCUUGGCUGGCAAGUUGUUCCAGGGUAUUUGUAUUGGCAUACUCCUCUGUGUCGUCCAGACCUAUAUGUCGGAGGUUUUGCCAGUGCUGUUGCGAGGACCGAUCAUUGCCUUCCUGCCAAUUUUCACCCUGUUGGGUCAACUAAUCGGGUCCAUCGUGGUCUACACAUCUCUCAAGCACAAGGACGCAACAAGCUAUCGGAUCUGUUUCGCAUCCCAGUGGCCUUUUUCAGCAGUCCCGUUUGUACUGGCUGCACUACUCCCUGAAAGCCCGACGUGGCUAGUUAGAAGGGGAAGAUUGGACAAAGCGCUGAAAGCACAAAAACGACUCGAUACUGCGCACAUCGACUCGGCAGCCAUUGUUGAUGAGAUACGCACAUCGAUCUUGGUCGAAGAGGAGGAGAGGAAGACACAGACUUACAUGGAUUGUUUCAAGGGCAUUCACAAAAGGAGAACGCUGAUCGUUGCAUUUGCCAGCGCGCUUCCUCAGCUCUUCGGCCUGCAGCUACUCGCGAACGCAUCCUACUUUAUGCAAAUUGUCGGCAUGGGGUCUUCAAAUAGUUUGAUAUUUUUGAUUCUUGGAAUUGGGCUCGGCCUGAUUGCCAACGUUGUCAGCUUGUGGGCGCUGAAUGGUUUCGGAAGAAGGUUCCUUUGCCUUGCAACUCUCGGCACAUCUGUGGUUCUAUGGCUCGCAAUGGGCAUUGCGGGAUGCUUCGCAGGUGUGGUGACCAUCUGGUACACUGCUGUGACCAUGAUGAUCGUCACCAUGGUUUGUGGCCUAGGAAUUUGGCCCGCAUCUCACGUCGUCGCAGCCGAAACCUCGUCACUACAACUCCGUGCCAAGUCCCAAGGUAUUGGCUGGUUUGUGAGUGGAAUUGCGUCUGGAGUGUUUUCUAUCAUCUUGCCGUAUAUCUAUAACGCAGACAAAGGAAACUUGAGAGCAAAGACAGGAUUUGUGAUGGCAGGAUUCGCAGCGGUCGGAAUGGUCGCAACUUGGCUCACCGUUCCUGAAAUGAAGGGUCGUUCUCCUAUGGAGAUUGAUCGCAUGUUUGCGCUGAAACUUCCCACGCGAUCAUUUAAGCAGUGGAGGAGUGAUGUUGUCCUGGAGAAGGAUAUGGUCACUGCGAAUCAGGACGCAAGACCGUAG
Molecule: messenger RNA, 1599 nt
Organism: Penicillium subrubescens
Lineage: Eukaryota; Fungi; Ascomycota; Eurotiomycetes; Eurotiales; Aspergillaceae
Exons: 3
Coding region: 1-1599 (532 amino acids)
Biological process (GO): transmembrane transport; carbohydrate transport
Cellular component (GO): membrane
Molecular function (GO): carbohydrate:proton symporter activity
Source: RefSeq, a predicted model, not a curated record